AUGGUUAAUCCACGAGCAGUUGCUAACCCAUUCACCAAGAAUGAAAAUCACAUGAGGCGCAACACUAAAAACAAUAAAUGGGUCGCCGUUGAUAGCGAACACACCUAUACUCAACGACGAGCGGGGCCCAGCAGGCCUGUUCAGAUCAGGACGCAGCAAUCGCAGCAUCUCAGUCAUAUCCCCUCAAUGUCAACAAUUUCCGACGAAGUCUCACAAAAACCGCGUAUACAUAACCCACCUCCGCUCCGAACAAAAUCUUCGUCGCCAGGCUCCGGUGCUACCGUAUUUCCCUAUUACCCAUCCACCAUCACUAAACCUGAACCUAGGCCUAAGCAGUCUUGGUGGAAGCAGGGCUUUAACAUAAGCGACACUCCACCUAAAGUUGCUCCAGGUAAAAAUACGACAGGCGGAAGUCAAACAGUCCCAAGCAUUACGGAUCUGUAUCGUACGGCCAAAGAGAUCUAUCAGGUAGGACCAGAGGGCGAAGGCCUGAAAGUUUGGCGAGAUUACAAGCAGUCCCGCAAAGGCAAACAAAAUCAAACUGAAGCUAAACAGGACAAAUCGACAGCACAGGUCUAUCAGAAAUCUCGAACGACUCCGCCUGUCCCGGCCGCACCACUACGACCUUUACCAGGGCAGGUCUACACAGGAUUCGAAGCAGACAAAGUAAUACGCAGGGGUCCCUAUGCACAAAAGGAUUCCCGUCUGAGUGAGGGAGAGUUCUCACGUUCAUCAUGCGAGGUGCCCAUAGCUAUUGACAAGAGCGUGCAGCGAGUCGUUGAUACUAACAAGCCUCUGCCUCCCGUGCCACUAUUGCAAGCUGCACCCAAAACGCGGCAUCCAAUGGACUUGGAGACUGCCUUUAGAGUAGGAAUCGCUGCUGCUAGCAUACAACAUCCAACACAGCAGCGAGUAGGUAACCAAGGUGCUGAAAGCGACCAGCACGUACCGAAAGACGCUCACUCCGGCCCCUGGUGGAAGAGUUUAGCUGACAAACAUUCUGCCAAAGCACAUGAUGGACUCAAAGCUAAGAUCUCCCAUCGAGGGCCCCUAACGGCCUUCAACGAUGGCCGUACGGUUCAUGUAGCCGCUGGGUGCAAUCGAGUUGGCGGUCCAGCAGCCGCCAUCCCUCGACCCGUCAACCACAACGGCGUGCCUACAACCCAAUCUGCUCAAGCAAAGAAGAAUCAGUCGAUGGGUACCAAAGGUAAGAAGAGGAAGAGCUCUGAUGCGAGUUUUGCUUGUCAGGGGCUUGCUGAUACCUCGUUUCCUGCCUCUCAGUCAGCCAUGCAUGAUGACAAGGAGCUGGUUCCUGAGCCGCUGUUCUCUGGCGCGCGGGCGGGUGACGAGGGGAUGCGGGACUCGAUGUUCUACGAGCCUUACUAUGACGUGCUUAAUGAGUACUGA
This is a messenger RNA of Cucurbitaria berberidis CBS 394.84, 1407 nucleotides long. RefSeq lists its product as uncharacterized. The record is from RefSeq and is a predicted model, not a curated record. The transcript has 4 exons. The coding region runs from base 1 to 1407 and encodes 468 amino acids. NCBI's taxonomy places the organism in Eukaryota, Fungi, Ascomycota, Dothideomycetes, Pleosporales, Cucurbitariaceae.